Molecule: messenger RNA, 1321 nt
Organism: Anoplophora glabripennis (Asian longhorned beetle)
Lineage: Eukaryota; Metazoa; Arthropoda; Insecta; Coleoptera; Cerambycidae
Exons: 2
Coding region: 93-1253 (386 amino acids)
Source: RefSeq, a predicted model, not a curated record
CUUGUAUAUCCAUCUCAAGUCACGUGGUUUCCAGUUUCCCCAUAUUUUCAAGUAUAAGUUCUCGGGCCCUGUCCCAAUUGUGAGGUUACGAAAUGACCGCAAAGAAACGAUGGCUAAAUAAAAUUUAUCACGAUUCUCAAGAUUUUCCUAAAAGUACUCAAUCAGAUAUAUCAUGGAGCAGUUCAGAAUCUGAUGAAGAAACGCGUAUGAAGAAGUGCAAGGUGGAAAGUGCAAAAGAUAGAUGGAUUACAUCCAAUAUAAAACACAAUCAGAAGACUUUUCCUGUAAAAAUGAGAAAUGAUAUGUGGCAGUCAUCAAAUUGUUACCAAUCGGAUGCUAUAAAUGUUUGGGAUUUAAAUAACUCAGCACCGAAAGUUAUUCAUACACCAAACGCAACUUGUAGCAAAACAAGUAAAAUUGACACAUCGUUACGUCAGAAUUGUGAAUCUCCUAUAAUUACUAACAUGAAGGUAGAAGAAUUGUCACCUGUGAUUGUACAAACUCGAUAUGAUUUCAACAUAACUAAACAGGCUUCUCCCAUUCUAGGUAAUAAAAUGCAUGUAUUAAAAAAAAAUCGUUCCAAUUAUAAAACAAGGCGUAUUGUCAAACAGGAUGAAUCUUCUCCAGAUUUAUUUGAAAUGCCGUCUACACAAAUCAUAGAAUCUGAUUCCCCUGAACUGAAAAAUGAUUUGUCUUUAUUUGAACCUGAUACUUUAUUACCAACUGAACGUAUAGAUCCAUUUCCUAGUCAACAUAGCUCACAAAUAAUUAAUUCAAAUACUGAAAGUUCACCAGGAAAAGACAUAUCUUUGUACCACCAACCUGCUCCUAAGAAGAAACGCUAUAAAAAAGGGGGAUUAGCAUCACUUUUACAAAAAACGUUACAUCUUCAAAGAACAAGAAUUUCCAUUUGGCAUCAUGAAAUGUACACAAAAAAGAUUGAUAAUAUUAUUAGCUUUGAACAAGGAAAGGUUAUCGUUUUUGUAGUUAAAAAUAAAUGGAAGGAGUAUGGAAAUAACCUAUUGGAUUGCCACUCAAUUGAUUUAUUACCAAUGGAAGAUAGUUCAGAGUUACCUACUGAAAAUAAUUUUAUAGUCAUUGUAGGUUUUAGCGCUAAUCUAAACUUUACUUUGAAAACAAAUAAGCAAUACAAAUUAUUUCCUCCAUAUAGUGUAAAAACUGUCAACUACAAGUCCCUGGAAGUUUCUUGUUACUUUAAUGUAACUAAAUUAGUGCCUUUGAAAGAUCUGUGACAUGUUUUAUACCUACGCAGGUAACUAUUAAAAUAUUUUAUUUAAUGUUUAUAUUAUGUAUGUAUUAU